UGUCAGCGCGAGUGGUGGUGGCGGCGCGCGCGGUCUCGCUCUCGUGGAGACUGUUGAGCACCAGGGGCGCUGGGCUAGCGGCGCAAGCAGUGUCGCGACAGGACAUCUGGGGAGCGCGCAGACGCGUACUGGUGCCCCUCGGCUACCCUGCGUGUCUUUCUGAAGGGGUAUUGUUACCCUACCGAGCGGAGGGGCCAGGAGGAUGGGAGGCGGGUUCUUCUGCGCAGGCGUCCCCCUUGUCCCGAAGCCGGCUGGGUGGCUGCCGGGUUGGGCGGGGGCUCUUGCCCCCUCAGAUCUAGGGGCGGAAGAGGUAGGUUACGGGGGUGCGGUGGAAUAGGUCUCGGGACCUACAGCCUAGAGGAUCUGCUGCCCUGCGGAAUGGGGUCAUGUGGCUCCCUUUCCCUGGUCUUGAGUCUCCUUGAGCGACAAGGUUUCCUUUCAUCAUAGCAAGGCCAAGGCGGUCUGGAAUCGGGAACUGGCUGCUGACCCUGGAGGGGUGGAGCCAGUGUUUUGGAGCGGCCCAACUUAUUAUCAGAGGACUGAAGUGGUUAUAAGCAUUUAUUGAGUGCCCACUACCAGGCUUCGUGGAAGUAUAGCCGCUCUACCUUCUCCCCUUGCGGAUUUGUACAUAAAUUCGUAAGACAGUGAGUUAAGGGGAAGUGAAGUUUAGGGUUUUUUUUUCCCCCUUCCAAAAUGGGUCACUUAUUUUUAAGUGAGUUUGCAUUCUGGCAUAGUGGAAGGUACUGUAGAAACUAAUUCCUGAAAAGAAUACAGAUUCUAAUUUAAUUUGGAGGAAUUUUUAAAAUAAAGCCAAAGCAAAGUCUGGAUUACUGAUAUGCUCGGAUUCUGGUUGAGUGGAAAAAAGAAGCCCUUCACAUUCAAGAAUUAAACAAAAUUUUUUCCCAAAAUACGUCAAUAUAUAGGGCGGAGCAAAAGUAAACUAAGUUUUUUCUGUAUUAUUUGUUACUUGUAUUGUUUUCCAUAGGAACAACUGUAAACCUAUUUUUGCUCCAGUCUGUACUUUUCAGUUGUAGUAAAUAGAAGAUACUACAUGCAUUGGGAUUUUUAGAUGUUGAAGUGCCUUCCUCAUCAUUGAUGGUUUGUUAUUUUUGUAUAGGCUGAUGUGCCUUAGAUAUAUAAAAAAUGUGGGCUGGUGUCUCUAUUUUCUAGAGAACUUGCUCUUCCUUGCAAAAGUCCUAGGAUUUCCUUGUUGAGGGAGGUUGACCCUAAGCUAAAAGAGUAGAGGUGGAGGGGGAGCCGGGAAGAGCUCAGAUGGGGAGAGAAGUUUUAGAGAAAAGCCUCUAAAUGGAGCAGAGGCCUCCCAUUAUUGCUUUAACUGCCUCUGGAGAUUUCAGCAAACUUGGGAAGACUGGCCGGGCCAUGCAGCCAGCUUGAUGACCUGCCAGGAUCAUGGAUUUUCCUGGACACUUUGAACAGAUCUUCCAGCAACUGAACUACCAAAGACUUCAUGGCCAGCUCUGUGAUUGUGUCAUCGUAGUGGGAAAUAGGCAUUUUAAAGCCCACCGCUCUGUACUGGCAGCCUGCAGCACGCAUUUCCGAGCCCUGUUCUCAGUGGCGGAGGGAGAUCAGACCAUGAACAUGAUCCAACUGGAUAGCGAGGUAGUGACAGCAGAGGCCUUUGCCGCACUGAUUGACAUGAUGUAUACCUCCACCCUCAUGCUGGGGGAGAGCAAUGUUAUGGAUGUCUUAUUGGCAGCCUCUCACCUGCAUUUGAACUCUGUUGUUAAGGCAUGUAAACAUUACUUAACGACAAGGACGCUGCCCAUGUCUCCCCCCAGUGAGCGUGCUCAGGAACAGAGUGCCCGCAUGCAGCGCUUCUUUAUGCUGCAGCAGCUGGGACUAAGCAUCGUGAGCUCAGCCCUCAGUUCCAACCAGAGCAGUGAGGAGCAGCAGGCCCCCCUGAGCUCGUCGAUGCGCAGUAACCUGGAUCAGCGGACACCGUUCCCCAUGAGACGCCUUCAUAAGCGCAAGCAGUCUGCAGAGGAACGGGCCAGACAGCGCCUCCGACCCACCAUGGAUGAGUCUGCCAUUUCCAAUGUUACACCAGAGAAUGGGCCUUCAGGGGUUCAUUCUCGAGAGGAAUUCUUCUCACCAGAUUCUCUGAAAAUUGUGGAUAACCCUAAGGCCGACGGAAUGACUGACAACCAGGAAGACAGUGCCAUCAUCUUUGACCAGCCUUUCGGUGCUCAAGAAGACGCCCAGGUGCCUAGCCAGUCUGACAACAGCGUCGGCAACAUGGCACAGUUGUCCAUGGCUUCUCGCGCAACUCAGGUUGAGACUAGUUUUGAGCAGGAAGCUGCAACUGAGAAAAGUGGUUUUCAGUGUGAAAAUGGUGAGGUUGGCCUUGGUGAGAAGGAGCACAUGAGAGUAGUGGUUAAAUCGGAGCCCUUGAGCUCUCCUGAACCUCAGGAUGAAGUGAGCGAUGUGACCUCACAAGCAGAAGGCAGCGAAUCUGUGGAGGUGGAAGGAGUUGUGGUCAGCGCUGAGAAGAUAGACCUCAGCCCUGAGAGCAGUGAUCGGAGUUUUUCAGAUCCCCAGUCUAGCACUGACAGGGUAGGUGAUAUCCACAUUUUGGAAGUCACAAAUAACUUAGAUCAUAAGUCUACUUUUAGCAUUUCAAAUUUUCUUAACAAGAGCAGAGGAAGUAACUUUAGUGCAAAUCAGAACAAUGACGAUAAUAUCCCAAACACCACGAGUGACUGCAGGCUGGAGUGUGAGGCCCCGUAUUUGUUGAGUCCAGAGGCUGGGCCUGCGGGUGGGCCCUCCUCGGCCCCUGGCCCUCAUGUAGAAAACCCAUUCAGUGAGCCUGCAGACUCCCAUUUCGUUAGGCCCAUGCAAGAAGCGAUGGGCCUGCCAUGUGUGCAGACAUCAGGCUAUCAAGGAGAACAAUUCGGGAUGGAUUUUUCCAGAUCUGGUUUGGGCCUCCACUCCUCCUUCUCCAGGGUAAUGAUGGGUUCCUCGAGAGGAAAGGCCAGUAACUUUCCAUACUACCGCCGUAUAGCUCCCAAAAUGCCAAUUGUAACUUCUGUCAGGAGCUCACAGAUACCAGAAAACUCUGCCAGUUCCCAGCUUAUGAUGAAUGGGGCCACGUCCUCAUUUGAGAAUGGGCACCCUUCCCAGCCUGGCCCUCCACAGUUGACCAGGGCGUCUGCUGAUGUCCUGUCAAAGUGCAAGAAGGCUUUAUCAGAGCACAAUGUCUUGGUUGUAGAGGGAGCUCGCAAGUAUGCCUGUAAAAUCUGCUGCAAGACUUUUUUGACCUUGACAGAUUGCAAGAAGCACAUUCGUGUCCACACAGGUGAAAAACCCUACGCCUGCCUGAAGUGUGGCAAGAGGUUCAGUCAGUCCAGCCACCUGUAUAAACAUUCUAAGACGACGUGCCUGCGCUGGCAGAGCAGCAGUCUUCCAAGCACUUUGCUCUAACCUUGACUUUUAGAGAUCGUGCUGAUUCUGGUUGUAGGACCGAAACUAAAAUGUGUUUUGGUUGAGGGCUAAUGCCCCUGGGUUUGAGGUUUCAGGCUGUCUGAUGGCCUUUGCAGAUUUCCAUGACUCGGUGGAGAACUAAUAGUGCGAGUGCUGCUGCGUUUCUGAGUGCGAUGCACGCUUUCAGAGAGAUGCGGUCCUCCAAACCGCAUUCUUCCUUAGGGCCGAGUAACGCAGUAAGAGAGUAGUUUAUAAUUGAUGUUAAAAGUGGCACAUGUAAAAAUUAAAAAUUAAAGUGCAAAAAAA
This is a messenger RNA of Phyllostomus hastatus (greater spear-nosed bat), 3747 nucleotides long. RefSeq names its product zinc finger and BTB domain containing 5 (gene ZBTB5). Gene Ontology annotation, molecular function: protein binding; DNA-binding transcription factor activity, RNA polymerase II-specific; RNA polymerase II cis-regulatory region sequence-specific DNA binding. Gene Ontology annotation, cellular component: nucleus. The transcript has 2 exons. The record is from RefSeq and is a predicted model, not a curated record. Gene Ontology annotation, biological process: regulation of transcription by RNA polymerase II. NCBI's taxonomy places the organism in Eukaryota, Metazoa, Chordata, Mammalia, Chiroptera, Phyllostomidae. Bases 1411 to 3441 code for a protein of 676 amino acids.